AUGGCGCCAUUGACAGAUCAGAUCUAUUUUCCUCCGCUGGAGGACUGCCUCAAGGGCGAGACCAGCGUUCUCUCCUGGAGGCUCGUCGCCAAAGCUUUAGCUGAGCCCACCGGCGAACGUCGAAGCACAGAAACCCUGUCCAAAUUUCUAAAAGACGAACAUGUUCGAUCACUCCUUCAAGACCCAGCAACUGCAUUCAGCCCAUCCAACGAUGCGACGAAGAAGCAGUUCGAGACGACGACGACUGCCAUCAACGUGACCCCGACACCGAACGGCAAAUAUGACAUUGGAACCAUAAAGGGGGAUGCUGCAUGGUUCAGCAAAGCUGGCAAUGUCAACCUCGUUGCAGCGCUUCGGAUCGUCGUUCUCGAAUUUCAGGCUCGACCUGCCGCUCAUCUCGCAGGGCCACUAUCAACACAAGAUGCCGUCAACCUUCAAGAAGCUGCUGGCGUCAGCAACUCUCAAUCAUCGAGCCUCGUCCCCAUAUCUGGCGCCACGAUGGAUGCCGACGCCAUAUGGGCCGCGUUUGACAAGGAGGAAGCAAAGCGCUUACGCAUUUUCCAGACCUACCUCUCAGAGCGUCGUUUUCUGGCCAUGGCUGCGGACUUGACGCAUGGUGAGACUUUGCGCCAUCAGCCCAAAGCUAUCACAGGCACCGAAGAGGCUAUCGAAGCCACUUACCCUGUCCUACCCGCCGAGGAUCUGACCAAGCUGGCGGAGAAUCUCAUUUCGACCAACCUCAAGUGGAUAGCUCGGACAGUCGAGAGCCUUGGCAACGGUUUUGAACGGGAGACUGACGACAAGAGCAUCUUGAUUGAUGAGAUCGAGGUUGAAUGGCAACGCACCUUGCUGACCGAAAUCGCACACGCCUUGGCCACUAUUUUCCAGGCCCUGGACAGCCAUGGUGACCUUUUUGCGGCCCCCUCGUCUGUCCUUGAAUGGUUCACACUAAUGGAGUCUUGCGUCUUCUUCGAAGGCCUGUCUGCGCUUUUGAAUCCCUCAAGGGCAAUGGCUUUCCUGUCACAAGACAUUGACCUCCACCCCGAUGAGAACAACCCUUAUCUUGCCUCAUCAGACGUCUUGUCAAAGAUCCACGAUGCCAUCCUCACAGCUGCUGAUGCCGGCUGCGAAAGCCAGAGUCCUGUCAUGUUUGUUUGGACCGUUAUCACCCACCGCAUGACCAUCUCGCACACCGAGCGCUCGGAGAAAAGAGACACGAUCCAGAAUCAGAGGUCGCAAGACGUCUUCGAAUCUAACGAUUCGAAUGAACCCCAGGCCUUGAUUCGACCCAGCACCGGACGCCGGCUGUCCGCGGGCAGCAUCGUCUCUCUCGAUGGCUUGCCGUUCGACGGAUUUCUUGCUGUUUCUGGUCUCAAGGAUGACACGCAAGCAAUCGAACAGCUGGCCAUCGCUGUCACUUCCCAGGGCAGGGUUUAUGAUAUUGUGACACAGAUGGUUUUUGCUGCCUCUGCAUCAAACGAAGGAAGCUUUGCCCCUGCGUUGGGCACCCGCAUUCGAACUACAUUCAUCGACUUCUUGAAAGCCACUUACCCUCUGGUUGGCUACCAGUCAGAUCCCGUCACAGCCUUGCUCUCGGUCCUUUCCGCCGGAAAGAGCUACUGGGAUUUAUCUCAUGAUUUGGAUCCAGCGCAAGACAUCGCCGCUCAAACGCUGCAGGACCCUCGAGCCCUGGAAUUCUACUUCGACCAAGCAUUCAGCCGCUAUCCUUACGAGUUCUUGCCAUUCCUAAACCUCUGCCGUUCUCUCACCAGUGCAUCUGCCACGGACGAAAGCGCAGAUGCGAUUAUCAACCUGCUUCGCAAGACUCCUUCCCUCACCUUUUCUUUACCCGACAACUUCCAGGAGUACGAGUUGGCGCAGGAAGAGGAGAACACGAACACAUUCCGCCUAUUGGCUGAUAUCUCCCUGUUCAACACAUCGUCUUCCUGGAGCAGAAGAUCCCGCGAGGAUGAUGCGCUUAUAAUACCCGCUGGCACCUACGGACGUUUCAUCACCGAUACUGGCCGUGUUGUACUAAUGGAGUAUCAACAUUCAGCACUCGCUCUUCUAGGCAAACAACUAGAAGUGCAUCUUGCAUCAGAAACCUUCAACAGUGAGCUGGAGGGUUUACGAACGGAGGACGUUGCAGAAGUUGUUGCACUGCUCUCAAUGCUUCUUCAAUCUGAAUCAAUCAAGAGCAAGAAAAAAGGCCUUAAAGGCGAGCUUGUGCUCAAGGCUGGUCUUGAGAUCUUGGAAGAGACAAGCAAGCAUCUUUCGGGCAACAAGGAUAUCAUCUCCAUUGUUUGCAGCCUGCUCGACGUCUACACACAAGACGACCAAGCGACUGCCGAUGGCCCUGGUAUCCUUGUCUUGACCUCGUGUGUCCAAUUCCUCCACGCAACUUUGCCACUUUGCCCAACCCGCGUCUGGUCCUACAUGGCUCGAUGCGAUCUUCUCAACUCGGACUCACGUGCCGGAAAGUUGACUAGGUUGGUCGGCCAACUUGACCUAUCACCCGAUCGCUUUGAUUUCCUGCUUUCCGUUAUCAGGUUGUUCUCAAGCCUUGUCGACAGCGUAAUGCAUAGCGCUAUCCAGCGGAAGUCUGGCAACAAGAUUGUCGGCCGCCAAAAAGUCUCAAACAAUGUCUGGCUCGGAGUUGCGGACAAGGUGCUUGCAAGAGUCAGCCUUGCUAUUGCCCAAAGUGCCGUUGAUGUCUUCGAGAGCUCCUCUACCUGGCGGUUCCCAUCGGAAAUCCAUCAGACAAUACUGAUUCAAGAUCUGAUCCCCAUCAUGGAGAGGCUUGUGACUGACACAUAUUCCAUCGGCGACCCCAGAAGCCCCGAAUCACUGUCCAUCUGCUUGCAGCCAGCAUCUGACUACAUCAUCGAGUCUUUCCUCUCUGGCUCCAAUGGCUCGUUGAGGUUUCAGGCUCUUCUUGGGACUUGGAUCACUGCAUUGCGCAUCCCGGAUUCCACUCUAUACCUCGGCAAGCUAUCUGCCAUCAGGAGGCAGAACCGACAGCAGUGGAUGUCAAACUGCCUGCUCACAGGCAAAACACCUCGCGACGCGCUGAGCAGGGGUGCCGAUAAAACCACUGAAUCAGCGACCACCUCUGUUCUAAGCACUGCAUUCGCUAAGCUGAAGGCCAUCAACGACCUGGAGAGGGAGGAGGCGCUGAAGGUUCUCGACUUUGUUGCUUCAGCGCAGAAUCACUGGCCGUGGACAAUCUUCACGAUGCAGAGGGAUUCAUCCUACUUCGAGUCUCUUCGCCGUUUCGUGCGAGAGCUACAGACCUCAAGCACGACCGCGAGGACAGAUGCCACGAAGGCAGCGGUCGAGGCUAAGAUGGCGGCCUACAUCGCUGAGAUCUUUGCUAUGCAGCUGUACCAUCAGCGACAGAUGGGCGGCGCUGAGGAGCUGGCGAAAAGCCUUGUGGCGGAUCUCGACUAUUUUCUCCGUGAUGGUGUCGAGGUGGCAAGCUACAACAACUCACUGCACAACAACUUUACGAAGAACUUUGCGUCCAAAUACCCUGGAGUGUCCCUGGACAGCCUCAAGCGAACGGCAUUGGAGCCUCGCGAGCUUGGAAAGUGGUACUACUACGCCCUGGAUCGUGCAAAUACGAUGCUUCCUUCGAUCCCGGCUGGCACGGUCGACGAGAUGAUGGAUUCAGGAAUGAGAUGGGCAUCGCGAACGCCAACUUGUCUCUGGUCGAUGCCCAAAUUUUCUUUGCCAGAGAACCCUAAUGUCCAGAAGCAAAUGCUACAAGUAGCCCAGCAGUGUCUCAACGCCAACCAGUCAACUCAAGGUCCCGAGAAUAUCUUCGUACGCAUCGUCGAGGAUCGAGCCAACUUGGCCUUGAUGUUGCUUCGUCGGCUCGUCGGUACAUCUCCUACAUCUCAAGACAUCAAGCAGAUCUUGGGCAGCCUGUUCAGUGUGAUCAACGCCGUCCAAGACCCAUUCGGACCCGAGUCCAUCGAAUACCACCGGACCAUUCUGAAGACAGUCUAUGUCACACUGCGUCUUUACGGCUCCGCGGACAAGGAAAGCCUCAACGCUUCAACAUCUGGUCCCAAAGGCUCGUCAACAACCUUGACACAGACUAUUCUCAAUCUCCUUGAUACCGUUGUGGCCAAGGGCUUCAGAUCACUGAUUAGCUUGUCUGAGUAUGCCUGCGAUGGACCAGUGCCAGACUCAAAUCCUUUAACAUCAUGCGUCAUACGACGCCAUGCACGCAGCGACAUCUCUGUUUUCUUGGUCAGACAAACUCUCGACCAACAGCGACCCGAUUACGGAGAGCUGAGUCUGCUCUUCCUUUUGGAGCUUUCUACACUACCCACUCUCGCGGAACAGAUGGCGGCCGAUGGCUUGCUGAGCCACCUCACUUCGGCUAACAUUACAAAUUACAUGCGUAAAGGCAUUAUCUCGCCAUUUUCCGACGUUGUCGGCGCUCAGAGGUGUUACAGCAUUUGGGCGAAGGGCGUCCUACCUCUCCUCCUCAACCUCCUCACUGCGCUCGGCGGGACAGUGGCACCCGAAGUCGCCUAUGUUCUGAACCAGUUCCCCCACCUUCUCAAAUCCAGCGUGGAGAGGUUUGAAGCGCCUGGCGCUAGUCGUACGGCUUCGCGCGAUGCACCGCACUACGUCACGCUUCUUGCUGUUUCCGAGGUUCACUCGCUAGCUCUGCUGACCAAGGUCAUCGGCGCUCUCCGCGUGAACAACAACCGCGACAUUCCUGAAGUUGAUUGGGAUGCAGCAUCGCUUCUGGAAAACAUCGACUUCUGGCUCUCAACACGCAAACUUCUCAAGGAGCGGCUGCUGCCCCUGGGUCAGCGCGAGGUCGAAUGGAGAGGCGCAGCUAUCGACGCUGCCGGGGAUGAGAGGAAACCGGACAAUGUGCUCGAGGCCAAGGUCGUCGCGCAGAUGGAGGCCGUUCGAGACGUGCUCAUGGAGGAUUUGGAGUAG
Molecule: messenger RNA, 4965 nt
Organism: Verticillium alfalfae VaMs.102
Lineage: Eukaryota; Fungi; Ascomycota; Sordariomycetes; Glomerellales; Plectosphaerellaceae
Exons: 6
Coding region: 1-4965 (1654 amino acids)
Biological process (GO): protein import into nucleus; RNA export from nucleus
Cellular component (GO): nuclear pore inner ring
Molecular function (GO): structural constituent of nuclear pore
Source: RefSeq, a predicted model, not a curated record